Messenger RNA from Solanum tuberosum (potato), 944 nucleotides. RefSeq names its product ethylene-responsive transcription factor 1B. NCBI's taxonomy places the organism in Eukaryota, Viridiplantae, Streptophyta, Magnoliopsida, Solanales, Solanaceae. The record is from RefSeq and is a predicted model, not a curated record. Bases 151 to 765 code for a protein of 204 amino acids. Gene Ontology annotation, molecular function: DNA binding; DNA-binding transcription factor activity. The transcript is spliced from 2 exons. Gene Ontology annotation, biological process: regulation of DNA-templated transcription; ethylene-activated signaling pathway.
AUAUUACUAAUAAUAAAAUAUCAUCCCCUAUUAAGUAAGAAGUUUCCUCAAUCUCACGUAUAUAUAAGGCUUUUAGUCAUCGUUUAAGCUUCAAACUUCCAAAUAAGAAUAGUCCAACAAUAACAAAAAAUCUAUUCAAAUUUUGAACAAAUGGAUUAUUCAUCAUGGGAUAAUCUUCUUUUUCAGUAUAAUUCACUUCCAUUUAACGUUAACGAUACAGAAGACAUGUUCCUUUUUAAUCUUGUUGCUGAAGGAUCAUCGCAAGAAACAGUGAACUCGCCGUCUGGUACUUAUGGAAUAAAGGAAGAGGAAGUGACCUCAUAUGAAGAAGAAACAGAACGUGAAAAGGAAAAGAAUUACAGAGGUGUUAGAAAGAGGCCAUGGGGGAAAUUUGCUGCUGAAAUUCGUGAUUCUACGAGGAAUGGUGUUCGUGUAUGGCUAGGUACAUUUGAUAAUGCUGAAGAAGCUGCGUUAGCGUAUGAUCAAGCUGCAUUUGCUAUGAGAGGUUCGAUGGCUAUACUUAACUUUCCUGUGGAGAUAGUUAAGGAGUCGUUAAGUGAAAUGAAGUGUAGAUUUGAUGAGAAUUGUUCGCCGGUGAUUGAAUUGAAGAAGAGAUAUUCAAUGAGGAGAAAGAGUGUGAGUAGAAGAAACAGAGCAAGAAAAGAUGUUGUCGUUUUUGAAGAUUUGGGUGCUGAGUAUUUAGAGGAAUUGUUGAUUUCUUCAGAAAGUAUCACAAAUUGGAGAAGAAGAAAACUUGCAAAUUAAGUUGCAUUGCAGCCUAUUACCAGACACGAAAAGCACUGAGAUCUGAUGGACUUCUGGCGAAGACCGUACAAAAAGUUGUGUGUCUGCACAAUGUUACAGUCCAUAAAAAAAUUGAGACAUGAUCAGAUCAGCAAAAGAGCUAGGAGUACUAUUUUUCAUCAAAAUGUUUCUUUGGAAAA